Messenger RNA from Babesia sp. Xinjiang, 657 nucleotides. Its product is annotated as Proteasome subunit beta type-2. Bases 1 to 657 code for a protein of 218 amino acids. Gene Ontology annotation, biological process: proteasomal protein catabolic process. The record is from RefSeq and is a predicted model, not a curated record. Gene Ontology annotation, cellular component: proteasome core complex. NCBI's taxonomy places the organism in Eukaryota, Apicomplexa, Aconoidasida, Piroplasmida, Babesiidae. The transcript has 2 exons.
AUGGCGGACACACUUAUAGCAAUUAAAGGAGAGGAUUUUCUAGCUAUCGCUUGCGAUACAUAUGAAAAAUACUCUAUCAUCACUAUCAGAAAUGAUGAUGAAAGUAAAAUCAUGAAAAUUGGACAAUCAAAAGUUAUCAUGCUAGCAGGACCAAUGGGAGAUAGAGCACAGUUCUCAAAUAUGAUCAAAGGAACGUUACAGUUUCUAAAGUACAAAAAUACACAAGAACUAUCAACUAACGCAGCGGCACAUUUUGUCAGAUUAGAACUCGCAGAGUAUCUCAGACAAAACCCCUACCAAGUUGAUAUGAUUAUCGCAGGAAUAGACCAGGAUGGGCCAAAAUUAUUCUGGAUUGAUUAUUUGGCAAGCUGUACGGAAGUAGAAACCGCUGUACAUGGAUAUGGUGGGUUCCUACUCAGGGGACUCCUGGACAAGGAAUUUAAACCUAACAUGACAAGAGAUGAUGCUAUCACACUACUCAAAAAAUGCAGACAAGAAGUUAAAAACAGGUUCCUAUUGUCACAGUCCAACUUUGCAGCUAAAAUUAUUGAUAAAGACGGAAUACAUGAUAUCAAUAUACAAGAUGAACAAGAACCGGAAGUAUUCAAAAUACAACACAAACAUGCUCAUCUACCAAUAGAUGUCACCAUGCAAUAA